Schizosaccharomyces octosporus yFS286 is the source of this 4017-nucleotide messenger RNA. RefSeq names its product DUF1766 family protein. The transcript has a single exon. Lineage: Eukaryota; Fungi; Ascomycota; Schizosaccharomycetes; Schizosaccharomycetales; Schizosaccharomycetaceae. The record is from RefSeq and is a predicted model, not a curated record. The coding region runs from base 687 to 1688 and encodes 333 amino acids.
AGGAUUUUAUGCCUUCGUGCAUACUUCCAACGAUGUCAGGUGUACAUAGUAUUCUAGUUAGUCAUUCACACUCAGGUAUCUGCAUGGUCCUUUUAUUAAAUUACUCAAGACCAAGUUUUGUCUGGUUAGUCGUAUCCAGUUCAGUAGAUGCAUAUUCUUAUCUUAUGUAGUAUCACUUUUUUCUACAGCAAGAAACUAAAGCAGUUGUAAUGCGGAUCAUGCAUAAUAUCAGUUAAGAGGAAAAACCUAGAGAGUUAAGGGUCGAAAGCAACUUUUUGAAUCAUCAACGGUUCCGUUUUUUUUGCUGAAGUGGUUAAGCACUUCACGAAGUGGCUUUAUUUAGGUUAAAAAACAAUUUCUCUACUAAUUAUGUAUGUAUAAUUACUUGGAUUUAUACUUUCUUUUUAAAGAACAGGUAAAGCAAUUUCUGACUAGAUUUUUAUAUUUAACGAGACUGUUCUAGGACCGUAAUCCUUUUAACGAUCAUUCUUUCCCAUCCUUAUUAUACUACUAGGGUAAGAAAGAAUGGCUGGACAUGUUUGACUUUUGUCUUCAUUUCUUUCUUGUUGAGCUAGAAAGAGGUCAAAGAACAAAUAUUUUGAGUUUUUCGUGAGUCGUUUACGGGUCCCUAUCGAGAGAUCCGUUUGGAGGAUGCUGUAGAAACUACCCAGUGUACCAGUGUAGACAUGUCAAACACUUUCCAUCAAAAACAAGAGCAAGAACAAAGUGGACGCUCACAUAGAGAAAACGAUGAGCAUAAUUCUUCUACAUCUAUGGAAGAGUUCGAUUACGUUUCUCAAAAGUCGGAAACUCUAGCUCCUUCCAAUAACCCUCAUACCAAAACUAGCUUAGGUACUAGCUUCCUGGACUGGUGGGCUUCAUGGAAACGAGAUUUGUAUUCGAUUUGGUGGUCCUUGAACAGGAAAUUGAAUCGUAUGUAUCGCUGGAUGUGUAGCUUUUAUCAAACUCGUCCGCUUUUACCAUCACGAGGUACUGAACAAGAAUCCAACAACACCAUGCAGCAUGAAGUUUAUAGCGUCGUGAAAGAUAUUAACAGCGGAGACGAGUUGGUUUUAAACAUUAAAAAACCCGUCGAUCCUUUAUUGUUGCGAUCUAAUAUACCACCUGUGCAUCGUAAACAUCUUCCUCCCAAGCUUUCCCUAGUUGCUACACUGGGAACUGUACCUCGGCACAAUGUGGUGGUUUUGGAGGAUUGGAUUAAUCCUCUACUUUCUCAAAAGACCCAACUUAUGCUGCAAAGUGAAUUAUGCAAUAGCGACAGCUUUGACUGCCCUGGAUACAUUUGCGUUUUCAGCUACGAAGAAAAAAAUCACUCCCUUAGUUCCCUUAGUUCAAAUGUUCACAGUACUUCACUGAUUCAAAUAUCGAGAGUUUCGGAUCUUAAGCGUCACUUACAUGGCUAUUCGCCUCAUUGCCGCUACCGUCGCUCCCUUUUGGAAAUCUUUCCCAGUCCGAGCAAUGCAUCCAAGCCAUGUCAAGUCAGCUUUAAAGUCGAGCGACUAAUCCAUAAGGAAUUGGAGGAGUCUUUCAAUUGGCUUCCUGGAAUCAAUUGUGAAGCAUGCGGAUUACUGCAUGACAAUUGGCUUCAAAUUAGUAGUGAAGACUGGGACAAUGUCCGUGGCUUAAUAUUACGAUGGAUCGAAUAUUCCAGAGUGAUUUAUUCUUAGAACUAUAUCCCGUUCCGUGUUUUCUUCUUGUAAUAUACAAAUUGUUUUUUGAUAACUUUGCCAUUUCUCGUUCGUUUGGUUUAUUUUUCUUUCCUUUCUAAAGUUUUGUUCGUGUUGCAACUAUCAUGAUUUACGAGAACAACGAAUUACGCCAUUGCAUUUGUUUUAUCCUAUUUUAAUAUUUAUUCCCUUGCCUUGAAAUACACGCUGGUUUAACCGCGAAUAACCAGACUCGAUGUUCAAAAAUUACUUUUAUAAAUGAUCUCUCUCUUUUACUUAGUUUAGAGAAUACAUAAAGUCUAUUGGGUUGAAGUGAUCUUUAGGAAGCGGCAUUAAGGCCGGCAUGCUAAGUGGUCAGAUAUCCUCAUAAUGGAGUGUCCAUCUCUUUAGUCUAUCAAAUCUAUACUAGAUAAAGAAGCAUAACCAGUAGCUACACCUCCUUCAUGAGAAGAAACAGGCUUUGUACGGCAUAUAUAGCCUGCGUUACCAUUGUUUAACUCUUCAGCUGUUUCGGUGUUCCAGACAAUGGUUCCUAAAAUUCCAAUUUCAUCAACAACAUCGUAUUUUUCAGCAACCCGUCCUUUCAAAAUGUAAUUUUGUGAAGGAAGGGAUUUAAUGUAACGCAUCAAGAUAUAAGAAUCCCACUCUUCCUUGGGAAGACUAUUUAAGAGAUCAGGAAUGUCUUUUCCGUAGGUGUUAUUUCCUCCUCCCUCCCGUUGAGGCUUCAUAACAAAGUCUUCAGAAUUUUCAAGCGCAAGCUUUAUACCUUCUUGACCUCGGGCUGUAUCAUUUAAUGGAUACAUAUCAGCAAAGGUUAACUCAAUGGCUUUUUGCUCUUCACCCUGAACAAAUCUUUCAAGGGCAUUGCUUUCGGCAAGCACCUGCUGGAUCUUCUUCGAACCUGCUAAAUGAGUAGCAAUGGUGGGACAUUUUAUGGCAAGAGAAUUUUCGAUCUCCAAACGGAUAUCCCACUCAUUGUUGCUUGGAUAGUCAUCUAAUGCAUAGCCCGAUCGAUAGUAUACAAUGGCUACCUCGAACGUACCAUUGGGAUGAUUGUAAUAAAGCUUGUUACUUUCAUUGUCUCGAACCAACUGAUUCAAUUGACGAAUGGCGACACGUCUUGACUUGAUCCUAAAACGACCAACAAGCUCAUAUUCCAAAAGGCGCUGGUCACAAAUAUUACGCUCACUGUCUUUUACAACGAAUAAAACAAUAGGUUCGCUCCCCUCAGCAGCAUGUAGAUUCUUCGAAGGGAUCCCUUUUGCUUGUUCGCAGUAGGCAUUAUAAGCGCUAGAAAUACCGCUGCAGAUGCCAGUGAUGGAAGUAUUGACGGUGAGAUAAUCUAGUUCCAUAGGCUUCUUAUACAAACCUGAAGAGGAACAAUAGAAAUGUAAGUUUGCCAUCAUUUUACUAAGACCUCCAAAAGAUACGGAUAUCGUGUUGAACUCAACUUGCUUACUAGUAACUUCUUGGUCGUCUUUGUUCACCAAGUAAUCUGAUCGGAAGAUACCGAGCGCUAAACGCUGGCGUAACUCUGGUUUUAUUUUUUCAUUAAAAUCAGAAUGUUUUGUAUGUAAGUCCCAUAAUUUUUCCAUAAACUUGUCGUACUUUGUAAUAGGCUCCAAAUGCGUCUUGAGAAAUUCUAGGUCAUUAGCGAUUUUGGCAUAAAGCUUAUUAUAGGCUUUUUGCACAGAAACUACUUGUAUGAAGGCCUCUCUUGGAAUAGAACUAGGAAAGAGUGUCAAUGGAACUUGGGUAGCUUGAUUCGUAUCGCCCUUUUCUUGUGCUCCGUCCACAAACAGUAAGCCAUGAGCAGUUGCAUAAUCUCGUGCUGCCAAAGACAACUCUUCGAUUUCCUGGGUAUUGUAAUUGUCUAUUUUCAUGUUACGAUACUUUUGUUUCUCUGAGUAUCCUUGUCGAAUGCUAUAGCUGAUCCGUGGUUACAAAUCAAGAGUUGUCCGAUUUAAGAUUGUAGUUUACAAUAAGAAAUAAAAGAAAGUCAAUUUUGAUGGUUAUCCUUCACAAAAUGAUUGAAUAUGAGCUUCUUCAAAUCUGUAGAGAGAUGGAAUGGGAAGUUCUGCUCAAUACUCCCUUGCUUAAGUAAUCCCUAAAUAAACCACUAAGUAAACCUGAAAUUACUUGGUUUCCACCUUAGGGAGAUGUUUAGCAGCAAGCUAAGAAGGAAUAAGACAAUUACUCUACAUAAUAGAAGACAGUUAAACGCAUACGCUCUUACUCUUCAAAUAUUCCAGAGAGGUUGCAAACAAUUAUCAAAUGAUGAAUAUCAUAUAUACACGAAAUUGAAAAAAAUUUAUACAAAUAGUUAAAC